AUGGCUUCAUCCAGCGCCAGGAAGAGCCAAUGGCAUCGGCUGCUGUCUCUUUGCGUGUCCUCCUGCAUCGUCCUGCUGUCCCUGCUUUCAGCCCCCGCCCUUGGACAGUUGGACCUCAACAGAUUAGAUGGUGACACCGUGUGUCCAACCAUGAGGAACGGACAAGAUGACCUCCCAGGUUUCGAUCUGAUCACUCAGUUCCAGCUGGACGUGAUCCCGCUGAAGGGUGUGAGGAAAGUGGAGGGCUCAACGAGCCACCAGGUGGCCUACCGCCUCGACAGGGAGGCCAACUUCCAGAUUCCAACGCGGCUGAACUUCCCACGUGGUUUCCCCGAGGAGUAUUCCUUCAUGACCACGUUCCGUAUGAUCAAGAACACGGUGAACAAGGUGUGGAACCUGUGGCAGAUCGUGGACGAGAGCGGUAACAAGCAGGCCGGCCUGCGCCUCAACGGCGACCAGCAGGCCCUGGAGUUCUUCCUCACCACGCUGGACGGAGACCUGCAGACCGUCACCUUCCCCGGCCUCUCCGUGCUCUUCAACACCAAGUGGCACAAGGUGAUGGUGGGUGUGGAGCGCGACCAGGUGACCCUGUACGUGGACUGCCAGCCUGUGGACCAGAAGCCCAUCAAGGAGAAGGGCUACAUCAAUACGGAGGGAGACACCCUGAUCGGCAGGCUGGACGCUGACUCCAGCACGUCUGUGGUGUUUGAGCUUCAAUGGAUGCUGAUUCACUGCGACCCAAAGAGAGCCCAGCGAGAGAGCUGCACAGAGCUCCCACAGACUGAGAUGUAUGCCAAUGCUGAGCCUGAUAAGCCGGUGGUGGGGGCCCCAGGCCCAGCGGGAGCAGAGGGGCCCAGAGGCCCUCAGGGAGAGGCGGGCAGAGACGGCAGAGAUGGACUUCCUGGCACACCUGGUACCCCCGGAGCUACUGGCACCAAAGGAGAGCAGGGAGAAAUUGGCCUCCCAGGACAACGUGGUGUUCCCGGUCUUCCUGGAUCCCCUGGUCCAAUGGGACCAAUGGGUCCCCGUGGCCCAGUGGGCGAAAGAGGACUUCAGGGUUAUCCGGGCCCAGCAGGACCUCCAGGACCUGAGAAGGAAGGACCACCUGGUACUCCAGGAAAACCCGGCACUCCUGGAGAUGAGGGCAACAUUGGACCAGAGGGCCCACCAGGAUCCAGAGGUGCCAUUGGUCUUCCAGGACUGCCAGGACCCCCCGGCCCUCCAGGACCAGCGCUGUGUGAGGCCACCUGCCCCGCCGGCCCUCAGGGGAUGCCAGGCAUGCCAGGGAUGAAGGGACACAAAGGAGUGGCGGGUACCCCUGGAGAUGCUGGCGCAGCUGGAGAGAAGGGAGACACUGGAGCACCAGGAGAGCAAGGACCACCUGGCCGCAUGGGGGAUGAUGGUCAAAGAGGGCCUAUUGGAUUUCCUGGCACCCACGGAGAGAAGGGAGACAGGGGUCCUCCAGGCUACAAUGGCAUCCCGGGACCCACCGGACCUCCAGGAUCUCCUGGUGUUGAGGGUAUCAGAGGUCGUCAGGGUCUGGAAGGGCCGAAAGGAGACGAGGGUGUUGCUGGACCUCCAGGACCUCAGGGACCUCAGGGAGCCAGAGGAGAGACGGGAGAACCUGGCGUUGAUGGACUUGAUGGAGUACCAGGAGUCAACGGAACCAAAGGCGAGGCAGGAACACCUGGACCAGCUGGCAUGAGGGGCAUCGUGGGAAUUCCUGGGUUGCCAGGGAAACAGGGACUUAAGGGACCAGCUGGCGAUAAGGGUGACACCGGAGCAGAUGGAGCUGUGGGACCUAUUGGGCUGCCAGGCAAAACAGGUGAACAAGGAGAGCCAGGCGAGGACGGUGAAGACGGAGCCAAGGGAGCCACUGGAGAGACAGGGAAGCAAGGACCCAUCGGAGCAACAGGACCUGCUGGCAUCCCGGGAGAGAAGGGUGACAGAGGGUUCCCUGGGCCAAUCGGCUUCAAAGGCCACACCGGACACAAAGGAGACCUGGGUCCUAUUGGCCCCGUUGGUCCUAAGGGAAGUGAGGGUGAUCCAGGAUUGACUGGUGACGCAGGAGUCAAGGGAGACCAGGGCCCACCAGGCAUUCAGGGACUCAAGGGAGAGGUUGGAGAGAAGGGACAGCGUGGUGCCAGCGGACUUGACGGACGUCCAGGACAGCCGGGUCACGAGGGACUCACGGGCCCCCAGGGAGCCAGAGGGCUGGAGGGGGAGCAGGGCGUGCAGGGAGUCCCCGGGCCUCGCGGUCUGCCUGGUCCUAAAGUUGAACUCGACAAAAUCAAAGAAAUCUGUUCUGCCUUGUUUGAAGAGCACCUGGAUGCCUAUAAGAAGGAGCUGGCCAAGAAGCCUCUGCCCAUCGGAGCUCCAGGCUCGCCUGGCCUGGCCGGGCCGCCUGGCCCCCCAGGGCCCGCAGGUGAAGCUGGGAAGCCCGGUGCCAUCGGCAUGAUGGGCCCCAAGGGACAUCCAGGAUACUAUGGCUUACCUGGCAAACCAGGCGCCAAAGGCGAUACUGGAGAUAAGGGAGAAAAGGGUGAAGAUGGCGUGGGCACCAAGGGAAGCCCAGGAGAACCAGGACCUCAAGGUGAAGCUGGCAAGCCCGGCGUCGGCAAAGACGGCAAGGACGGUAAGGCAGGCGAGGCUGGAUCCCCCGGCCUUCCCGGCCCGCCCGGCACCCGCGGACCCACGGGCGCCCCCGGACUCUGUGACCCCUCCACCUGCAUGGGCCGCCCCCAGCCCCUCUACCUGGUCGGCGGCAAGAGGCCCUACAACGUCAAGGGCCCAUGAACACUCACUCCACCACAAACAACCUCCACCCACCUCAACCCCAUAACCCGAUACCCACACCACACUCCCAUCUCGGAUAAGCUUUGAAUUACCAUACAUCAUCGUCAUCAUCAUUCUCCUUAUCGUCGUCAUCAUCAUCAUGGUCAGAAGGAUGAAGAUGGUGAAGAGGAUGAAGAGGAUGAGGAGGAUGGUCAUCUGUGAGGACAGAGAAGCUCAGGAUGGCUCCAUGUACCACUAGACACAGUGAACCUUAUCACCAACCAGACAGACUGUAGCUUUUACGCAUACUAUGUGUGUGUGUGUGUGUAAAUGCACUU
This is a messenger RNA of Engraulis encrasicolus (European anchovy), 3113 nucleotides long. Its product is annotated as collagen alpha-1(IX) chain-like. The record is from RefSeq and is a predicted model, not a curated record. NCBI's taxonomy places the organism in Eukaryota, Metazoa, Chordata, Actinopteri, Clupeiformes, Engraulidae. The transcript has 38 exons. Gene Ontology annotation, biological process: extracellular matrix organization. Gene Ontology annotation, cellular component: basement membrane. Gene Ontology annotation, molecular function: extracellular matrix structural constituent conferring tensile strength. Bases 1 to 2796 code for a protein of 931 amino acids.